Messenger RNA from Orussus abietinus, 637 nucleotides. Its product is annotated as putative nuclease HARBI1. The record is from RefSeq and is a predicted model, not a curated record. NCBI's taxonomy places the organism in Eukaryota, Metazoa, Arthropoda, Insecta, Hymenoptera, Orussidae.
AUAUAUACAGAGACUCCCAACCAACAAGCUUUAAUUAAACUCAAUUUAUGUAUUUAAUCAAACAGCAAAUUCAGCUUUUGUAAUUAUUGAUGUGGGUAUUAAUUUUGAGUAAGUUAAGAAAUAUAGAAGCAGUAAAUUCUAAGAAACUAUGGCAGAACAUUUUCUCGAGUGGGAACUUCUAGUACUAGAAAAUCGAGUACGCCAAUUAGAAAGACGAAUAGAGAUGAGACGUCUAAGAGAUGCACAAAAUCCAUUUGACCUUCCUUACAAUGAAUUUUUAAAACAUUUUCGAUUAAGUCCAGAACUUGUUAUGGAUAUCGUCAAUACACUGCGUCCACGAUUGGAGAGAGAAAGAAUUCAUGGCUUAUCACCAGAAGUAAAAGUAUUAGUAGCAAUUAAUUUCUAUGCUAAUGGAAGCUACCAAAAUCCAGUUGGUGCAAAUAUGAACUUGAUAGUCAGUCAACCAUCUGCUAGUCGUUGCAUUCGUAAGGUAACGGAUCUUAUAAAUCAACAUUUCUUGCGGCGAUGGAUUCGAUUUCCCAUGACACCAGAGGAAAGGCAGCAAGCACGGACAGCAUUUACAAAUGCAGCCCAACCUUUCGAAGGAGCUAUUGGAGCAAUUGAUUGUACACACAUU